AUGACUAUGAGCGAUUUUUUGCGUAUCGUAUGGUUUUUACGGAACAAGAACCCCGCUGCCGAUCAUAUGAUUGACGCAUUGUCGUUCUGCGGAUCGUUGGUCUCCACAAGAAACACGCGGAAACCGGGAUACGUGCACAGGUGCAGUGUUUCACCAUGGCGGCCGAAAGUUGAGCCCACAACGAGCUCUAUACGCUACUGUGUUUCAAUCGCUCGUUCUGGCUCCGUGAUGACGUCUGAGAAAAGCGCAACUGGUGCGGCUGACCGAGCCCGCGCGUCGCUGCCACAGCUGCUCCACCAAGCCAAAAGUCUCCGAGCUGCAACCGGUGAAGCGGAGCGCGUAUCCGAGCAACAGCUCCAAGAGCAGUUAGCAAUAUUCUACGAGCAAGUUCCGAAAGAUUUCGCUCGAGUUCAAGAGGCGUUGCGGCUCCUCCUCCAAAGUCGGAGCGAGUUCUUCGCACUGCUUACUUUAGCCAAAACACAGGCAGAACGUUUAUUCUCGGACACGACGGAGCUGCGACGGUUCGAUGGACACUUGCGCAAGGUAGAAACGGCGUUGAAACUAGUGGAAGACUUGUUGGCCCUCCGGCAGACAGCACAGACGCUGCAGAAGCUCCUUCAAGCGCCGGACGUUGAUACUGAGCGAGCAGCUGCGCUUAUCGCCGAGUUUCACGUUCGCUUGCAGCAGUCUGCGUUCCAUUCUCAAAUGGACCUCUUCGGUUCCGCUGAAGUAGCUGCACUACAGCAGCAAGUCGAAGAAGCUCGACAUCAACUGCGUGCGCUCGUUGUGUAUCAAGCUGAACAGGUACUCAGCAGCGCAGCUUCAGCACCAGAGGUGCCUGCGACAUCCGAGCACCCAAUGCAGGCUCACAUCAUGCGUCUGCAUGCGCUGGGAUAUGUAGACGACGCUCGACGGCUGCUGGUACAGCACACCAAAGCGCAGGCACUCUCUCGCAUGAGCCAAAGGACGGCAUCAGCGCUUGAACCAGAGACAGCGCACUUGGAGGAACUGACCGCGCUCUACGAGGCGAUUGCGGAGACCAUCGCGUAUACGGAGCGUUCCGCGCAACGCUUCGAUUCGGAUGAUGGAAAAGUCAUUCUUGCCCUAGAAGAACUAGCGAAUGAACGAGGGGCUGAAAUACUACAGCGUUUCUGCGAUGCAACCAAGCUCGCCGAACGAUGCCGUCAGCUGAACCGCCGUCGAGAGGCGAAUGUCAAAGCAGCAACGGAGUCUGUGUAUCGCUCACAUGCGGGUCCUGUUUUCGAUAUAGAGUACGCACCGCUGAGCAAUAUGGCUGCAAUCGGGGACUCACGAACCGGAGCUACCGCGCAUGAUUUUGAUAUGACUCGGGAGCAAAGCGAAACGAAUGAACUUGAAGCGCUUCUGGAACAGAUUGUGGUCAUGAGCCGUCGCACGGCCAUGUUUCGCCAUUUCAUGAUGACUCGUCUGGGACUCGGAAAUGAUUUUGAACAGGAGCGUCGGCGUGAGGGUGCUCUUUACCUCAAAAUGCAGGAGGUCAUGGGGAUGUACGUGCUUCUGGAGCGGGCUCUCCUGGACAGCGAAUGGAAGCUUGCGCAACGCCUGGAAGCGCUACCCGCCUCGGGGUCUGCCGGUGAGCCUCCAGCAGCCUCGUCGGAGACAGUCUCACGAGCGAUCGACUACACGUUCUACGCGAUCAAACGCAUCAUCGGUCGAUCGUUGCAGGCAUUCGAUCCGGACGCUUUGUGUGCAUCGCUGAACCACGUGCAGGCGCUGCUCGCCGGACCGCUCCUUGAACAUCUUCGCCGAAGCCUUCCAACGCAUGCCGCGUUGCCCAGUGUCUUCCCGUCGGCGCAAAUGGUGUUCGGAUCCAGUUUCAGAGCUGAAGCACUUGAAGGUUUGAUCAAGGUGGCGAAUGAUGCACGCACCAGCGGAAGCUACCUGCGACACUUGGUAACAGUCAGUGUGUCUCGGGGACUAGCGGAACAGCAGCUGCCCCGCUCGGCGGCGCUAACAGCAAUCAUUUCUGAUUUAGAAACGACCAUCGAGGAGUUACGAUGCGUAGCGAGUCAAGGUGUCCGACGAAUCUUUCAGACACUCGUUUCAAAUGUUCUGGAGCAAGCUGCGACACACGCUGAGCGCCUACUUCUGGGCGCUUCGCCGACUUCUGGAGCAUCCAAUGGCUCGCCGUAUCUCGUCUCCGAAUCCAGCUUUCAACCAGGCCCGAGUGCUUUUGUUACCGAACUAUUCGAGCAGAUGUACCGUGGCGGCUUGGACAGGAUCCUCGCGCAGUUAGAGCCCGAAAACACCGCUGAACUUGUCUGCCUCGUUUCCGAAUGGACACGGGAUCGUCUGGAUCAGGCGAUACGAAGCCGUUCGCUGUCCAUGAAUGCGCUGGGCGGUCUCAUAUUCGAUGCCGAUGUGCGUUACCUAGUGAACCGAUUCGCGGGCCUGGUGCUAGAGACCCAGCGCGCCAAUAUACGCGCUAUUUUUCGGCCGCUCUUCCACAUGGCGUUGGUGUUGACAGUUGAUCGACCCGCCGAAGUCCUAGAUCUCUGGGAACAAAUUCGAGAGACGCAGAUUCCGGACCGUGUCCGACAACUUCUACGGAUGCGGGUUGAAUUUCGUGCAGAAACUAUCGCGUCUCUAGAGCUCCCGACGUAA
Cyanidioschyzon merolae strain 10D is the source of this 2643-nucleotide messenger RNA. RefSeq names its product similar to component of oligomeric golgi complex 4. The transcript has a single exon. The coding region runs from base 1 to 2643 and encodes 880 amino acids. The record is from RefSeq and is a predicted model, not a curated record. NCBI's taxonomy places the organism in Eukaryota, Rhodophyta, Bangiophyceae, Cyanidiales, Cyanidiaceae.